Messenger RNA from Aquila chrysaetos chrysaetos, 279 nucleotides. Its product is annotated as E3 ubiquitin-protein ligase RBBP6-like. The coding region runs from base 46 to 273 and encodes 75 amino acids. The record is from RefSeq and is a predicted model, not a curated record. Gene Ontology annotation, molecular function: zinc ion binding. Lineage: Eukaryota; Metazoa; Chordata; Aves; Accipitriformes; Accipitridae. The transcript is spliced from 2 exons.
CCACGGUAGACGCUGUCGUGGAGCAGGCAUCGCCUGGCCCCGACCAUGUCGCGUGUCCACUACAAGUUCUUCUCCAAGCUGAACUAUGAUACAGUCACCUUCGACGGCCUCUACAUCUCUCGGCGUGACCUCAAGCUCCAGAUCAUGGGCCACGAGAAGCUGACGGCGGCCAGCUGCGACCUGCAGAUCACCAACGCCCAGACCAAAGAAGGUAAAAUGAUAAGGAAAUGUGGGAGGAGAUCUUUUAAUAACAAACCUGCCAGAUUUCUUUGAAAUCUG